UGCUGUAGGGUGCGGUUUCUUCAGUCCAGCUGUAACCGGUUACCGGAGACUCCGUCACAUACACAGCAGCGCUGUAUGGUCAAACACCAAAACAUUUAUUCUCCGGAGCGGCUUUAUGAUUAAGCUACAAUCUUCAAUGAGUAAGCAUAUUCCACAGUUCUGUGGUGUUUUGGGUCACACAUUUAUGGAGUUUUUGAAGGGCAGUGGCGACUACUGCCAGGCUCAGCACGGCGUUUAUGCAGAAAAGUGAACGGCCGGCAUCAAUACCUCAUCAGAAGAGAGACUUGUGUUCAGUUUUAUUGUUGGCGGGAUCAGGCUUGGAGAGCAGACGUCCACAGGGGUCGGCGGUUCUGGAUGGGGUAAAAAAAUCUCUUGAAGUUCACUGCCCUCGUCGGCCCUACGCCUUCCACCAGAGGACCAGCCACAUUUUAUAGUGUUUUUCUUUUCUUUUUCUGUUUUUGCUAUUAAUCCCGCCCACCUGUGGGACACACCUCUUUUUCUCCUAAUCGUAUCCUCCAGAUUUUCUUUUGUUAUUCCAUUUUUUCAUCGAGAUUUUCAAGCUGUUGGAAAAAAAGGUAAAAAAUGGCUCGUAUGAAUAGACCUGCCCCGGUGGAGAUCACUUACAAAAACAUGAGAUUCCUCAUCACCCACAACCCCACUAAUGCCACGCUACACAAAUUCAUUGAGGAACUGAAGAAAUAUGGGGUGACGACGGUAGUUCGAGUGUGUGAGGCCACAUAUGAUGCAAACCUGGUUGUUAAAGAAGGUAUUCAGGUUCUGGAUUGGCCCUUUGACGAUGGAGCUCCUCCCUCUAACCAGAUCGUUAACGAUUGGCUGAAUCUUCUUCGGGUGAAGUUUAGGGAGGAGCCAGGCUGCUGCAUCGCUGUACAUUGUGUUGCAGGCCUUGGAAGAGCCCCAGUGCUGGUUGCUCUGGCCCUGAUUGAGGGUGGCAUGAAAUAUGAGGAUGCUGUUCAGUUCAUUCGACAAAAGCGACGAGGAGCAUUCAACAGCAAGCAGCUCUUCUAUCUGGAAAAAUAUCGUCCCAAAAUGCGUCUUCGAUUCAAGGAUUCCAACGGCCACCGCAACAACUGCUGCAUUCAGUAAAAGCUUGAGUAUCAGCCUUUUUCUCAAAUGUGUAACGGGAAUUUGUGUCUAGCAUAAGUAGUUUGUUCUCUUAAUUGGUAACUGUGAAAAUGGCAUUACAAAAAUGAAGCUUAUUUCAUUACAAGUGUCCCCGCCCUUCUCUUUGUUUUUAUGUGUUUCCUGUGGAGAGCCUCUGUCAGCAAGGUAAAGUGCUUGUUUCAUCAUCAGCUUAGUGUUUUGCAAUGACGUUUGCAUUGGUGAAACAUGGUUAUAUCCCAACUCUGCCAAACACGUAGUAUGCUUUAUGGCCUAAAUGGUUCCAUAAAAAAAUCAUUUUAAUGGAUUUUUUUAUUAUUAUUAUUGUUGUUGAUGAUUUAAGUCUAUCUGUAAUUAACGAACAGAUCUAAAAUAAAUGCAUUUUUACAGCAGAAAGACACCAUCUGGUGGAGUUCUCGUGGCAUUUGGAGAGGUUUCUCAAUGUCUAUCGCAGAAAAAAAUCAGGAAGAGAGAUAAAAAAAAAUAUUAGGAAAGUAAAAUCUGUUUCUAUAAAUAUAUUGAAGGGUGGGGUAGUUUUUUUUUUUUUUUUUUUUUUUUUAAUCCAAACUUUAACUAUUACUGCCAUGUCGAUAGUGUGAUGUUUGUGUUUUAGCUUAAAACUGGAACUCAAUGUCUGCAGUAUUUUUAUGCCUUUUUAUUUGAUGUGCAUAACUUAAUAUUUCAAUACGUACGGUAUUUGAUUGUGUACUGUUAAAAUCACCUAUUUAUAUCAUUGGAUAUGUGUUUUAGUCUAGCAAGAAACAAGUUUGCCAAUUUGAGAGUACAAUAAAGAGACACUGAAGGAGCA
This is a messenger RNA of Carassius auratus (goldfish), 1927 nucleotides long. RefSeq names its product protein tyrosine phosphatase type IVA 1. Lineage: Eukaryota; Metazoa; Chordata; Actinopteri; Cypriniformes; Cyprinidae. The record is from RefSeq and is a predicted model, not a curated record. The transcript is spliced from 6 exons. Gene Ontology annotation, biological process: protein dephosphorylation. Bases 583 to 1104 code for a protein of 173 amino acids.